AUGGGCGAAGAUGAUCUCUACAUUUUGAGGUUGGUCACCGGUAGCUGGGAUCAUCGAUUACGAGAAGAAUUUCUCCGAAAAGCUAAUCCAACCCGUGAUCUUCAUCGUACGGCAAUGGCUUGGGAAUCGGCCCACGCAGUCGAAGCUUCCCUUUCUUCAAGCUCUCGAUCCUCCACCGUUGCUGCUCUUUCCUCGUACAAGAAAUCAAAAUCUGGGAAAAAGGACAAAUCAUUUUCUAACUCCAGCAAUGACCCAAUUAAUCCCGGCUCACUUCGAGAGGACGCUCCAUCAGCUACAACGCUUGACGAGCCCUCGUUUCUUGGGAAAGUGACCCAUUCACGGUCCAUUCUGUCAAAGCCAUCAGAGGAGCAGGUCAAGGACGGAAUUGGUGAUCUCUUGGACCAAUUUCCCUCCGUCUUUGCUUCGUCUGACAAGCUCAGACCCAUGAUUGGACCACCAAUGACCAUUCAUCUGAAGGACGAUAUUCCAAUCCAUCCCACCCACGUCACAGUUGCAAGAAAUGUUCCAUUUGCGUACGCUGAUCAAACUCAAAAGGAACUCGAGUUUAUGUCCGCUUCGGGAAUCAUUGAAGUUGCCUCUGAACCUUCAACAUGGGUGAGCCCAAGUCUAGCGAUCCCAAAGCCCAAUGGAUCAGUUCGUCUUGUUGUGGAUUUCACUGCUCUGAACAAAUAUGUCAAACAACCGAUCCACCCAUUCCCAUCUGCCAAGGACAUAUCCACUUCGAUCCCACCGUCCUCCAAGUGGUUUGUCGUCCUUGAUGCCGUCAAAGGCUAUUGGCAGGUGGAGCUGGAUGAAAAAUCAAGAGCUCUAACAACAUUCUUGACGCCUUUUGGUCGCUUUCGUUACUGCAGGGCCCCAAUGGGUCUAAACGCUUCUGGCGAUGAAUUCUGCGCUCGUGGUGACCGUGCUUUGGCUGGCCUUGCUGGGGUCAAGAAAAUCGUCGAUGAUGUCCUCGUGUGCGGGGAUUCUUUCUCCGACCUCAUCACCAAGACAAAGGCCGUUCUUCAAAGAUGCAAAGAACACGGUAUCACACUCUCCAAGGCCAAAGCACAAGUGGGAUCUUCUGUCAAGUUCGCGGGAUACAUCAUUGGCACUGAUGGUGGUCGCCCAGACCCCACCAAGGUCGCCGCAAUUGCCGAUUUCCCCGCUCCUCAAAACAUCACUGAUCUCCGAUCAUUUCUUGGACUGGCCAAUCAGUUAAGGCAAUUUGUGCCCGAUUUGGCCCACGCCGCCCAACCACUUCGAGACCUUUUGAAGAAGGACACUGCCUUCAUUUGGUUGUCCGAGCAUCAGGACGCUUUCAACGCCUUGAAAGCCAUCCUCACCACACCAGGAGGUUCAAUUUUGGCUCAUUUCGAUCCCGCACUCCCUUCUUUUCUUUUGACUGACGCCUCUCGCUUGAAGGAAUUAGGAUAUGCCCUCCUUCAGACGUAUCCUAACGGCCAGUCAAAACUGGUGCAGUGUGGAUCUCGAUAUUUGACUGCGGCGGAGACACGCUAUGCCGUAUGCGAAAUAGAGGCAUUAGCUGUCCAAUGGGCUGUUCAACGUUGCCGUCUUUAUCUCUUGGGCAUCCAAUUCACGGUCAUAACGGACCACAAACCUCUGUUUGGCAUUUUCAAAGGUUCAAACUUGGGAUCCAUGGACAAUCCCCGUCUUCAAAGGAUUAUGAUGAAAUUGGCGGCUUAUACGUUCGACGUCCAAUGGAUCCCGGGCAAAAAACAUCACGUGGCUGAUGCUCUUUCUCGCUUUCCGCUCUUUGACAUCCAAAAAGAAGAUCAGGACGAACCAGUUCUUUCUGGAUUUGAUUCGAUCCACUUGGCCACAAUUUCUCUCAACUCUGCACCUGAUUCUGGUUUGGCCUCAGUCUCUGAAAUAGCCAAAGGGGAUGUCAACUAUCAGGCGAUCAUCUCCACUCUUCUUUCGGGUCAAUCUCCUAAAUCCUUACCUCAGAGUCAUCCGUCUAAACUGUACUCGAAGCAAUGGGAGGCCUUGUCUUUGGAUUACAGUACCGAUUUACUCAUUCUCCAAGGCCAUCGGAUCGUUGUCCCAACCGCUGCCCGCCCCACCAUUCUUCAAGAUCUUCAUAGAGCCCAUCAGGGUAUUCGCCGUACCCGUGCCUUGGCUCGCAGCCUUUACUUCUGGCCUGGCAUGAAUAAUGAGAUUGAACAAAUCAUCAGUUCAUGUGCCACAUGUCAGGAACACCGGCCGAGCCAACCGGCCGAAACUCUGGUCCAAUCCAAAGCAUCUAGGCCUUUAAAAUCGAUUUCGGUGGAUAUUUUCGACAACGCAGGUCAACACUAUUUGGUCAUGGUGGACCGCUUUUCCGGUUGGCCAUGCGUCGCCCACUUGUCCAGAAUGGACACGCCAGCCAUCACCAGCAUCUUGAAUGAUUGGUUCACAGACUAUGGGAUUCCUAAAAUUCUUCGUUCUGAUGGAGGACCCCAAUUCUGUACCGAAUUUGGAGAGUUUUGCCGCGGUCUGAACAUCGUCCAUGAACUCUCGACCGCCUACCAUCCCGCCUCCAACGGUCAUGCCGAAUCAGCGGUCAAAGCCAUGAAGGCCCUCCUGCAAAAAAUAUAA
Molecule: messenger RNA, 2601 nt
Organism: Tigriopus californicus
Lineage: Eukaryota; Metazoa; Arthropoda; Copepoda; Harpacticoida; Harpacticidae
Exons: 2
Coding region: 1-2601 (866 amino acids)
Biological process (GO): DNA integration
Molecular function (GO): nucleic acid binding
Source: RefSeq, a predicted model, not a curated record